AGAUUGUUUCGAAGCUUUUUGCUGUCGCCCUUCUGUUUAUCAUGCUUUCCAUGGGCUGCACUACAGAUUUGCACAAGCUGUGGGCUCACUUGAAGAGACCUAAGGCUCUCGCUGUGGGCAUGGCUUGUCAGCUUGGGGUGAUGCCUCUCGUUGCAAUAAUCCUAGGACUUUCUUUUAGUCUGAACCCAACUUCAGCAAUCGCUGUUCUGGUUAUGGGUUCUAGCCCUGGAGGAAUUGUUUCAAACCUGAUAAGCUACUGGACGGAUGGAGAUAUGGAUCUCAGCAUUAUUAUGACUGUGUCUUCAACUAUCCUGGUCGUGGGCCUCAUACCCUUGUAUCUUUAUCUCUACUGUAUCUCGACAAAUAUAACCAACAUCUCAACGCCUGAAUCUAAUGUCUCCACAUACCCAGCCAGCGUCAUGGUCAUCUCGACCAAAGAGGGUAACAUUCGAAUUCCUUUUGAACAAAUAGGUAUUGGAUUGGUUACUUUGAUUAUUCCAAUAGCAUUUGGAAUUUUAUUCAAAAGGAAGUGGCCAAAACAAGCUAAAAUCUUUCUCAAGAUGGGUUCUGCUGUGAGUGCAGGACUAUUAAUUAUUCUAACACUGAUUACCUCAGUGCUUCAUAAAGGCCAGUGGGGUACGGAUUUGUCACUAUUGGUUAUAGGUAUUAUCAACCCAUUUAUUGGGUACUUGGCUGGAUUCACCGUGGCUGUCAUCUUACGCUUGUCAUGGCAAAGAUGUCGAACUAUAGCAAUAGAAACAGGAACACAAAAUGGAUAUCUAUGCGCAACCAUUCUUCUAAUAUCUUUUGAAGACCAUCUGGAAUUACAACGCUCCUUGGCCGCAUACCCGUUAAUUUACAUUUGUUGUCAAAUCUUCUAUGGAUUUCUGAUUGCAGCAGCCUAUCAGCUGUACCAAAGACAGAACAGCAACCAUUUCCAGAUAUCAGCAUUAUUUACAAAGGGCAAGAAAAAGAUGAACGUCUCAAGUGGUGAAAACAGCGAAAAGCUGAGCCAGCCUAACCAAGCUACCACAGAAAUGCUUGAGCCAGUCUUACAUCAACGUUUAGUUGAUUCUACAGAAGAAACAGACUUUAAUUCUCAGCCAUUUAUCUCAAAUUGAAUCGUGCACUUCUGACGGCAUCUUGCAGAAGUUGGAAUACAGGAAAUAUAUAGGAGUGGAAAGGACUCAAAGUAGUCCCAAAGUAAAAUCAUCAUACCCCAACGUGUCUCUCAAACUACCCGAUUGAUUUCUUCACCAAAUAGUUAUUUACUCUUCACUUGAAUUCAAUUUGGCUGUCGUGUUCGUCUUUUCCAUAUAUUUUCAUUUAUUGUAUAAAGUAGUAAAUUCUCAGCUGUCGGUUUUCUCUCCUCUAAAUUUGUUUCUGUCCUCACUUAUUUUAGUAUUUGUGAUUAUGUUAAACAAAUUAUUAGUUUAUGUACACUCUAUAGGAUCUUGAAUAUUUCAAUAGGAUACUGUAGUUCUCUUUCUAAUUCAGGUGUCUAUUUUCAGGUAUCAGUUUUGCUCCUUUUCGAAAGAGAUAGAUUGUCUUUUUACUCUUCUUCCCGUUUUCCUUUUCUCUCCCAUUUGUAUUAUUUUUAUUAUAUUUGUUACAAAAUACUUUGUUAAUUGUCACUAAUUUACCAUUAUAUUAUAUUGGUUACUUACUUUACAGGCCAGUGUAUCAAUUACUGGGAAACAUAAGAUUCCAACAUCAGUUCUGAUUUAAAAAAAAGGCUCUUCAGCCACUUUCCAACCCCACUUUCCAACCCCACUUUCCAACCACACCUCCUUCCCAUGACAACACCAAACCAUUUGGUAAACAAAUACAGCAUUUGGACUUAAGUACCAUUUACUGUUUAUCAGAAAAAAUGGGUGAGGCCUGGACACAGUUCCUAAACACUGGGAUGAUGGGUAUUGUGGCAGUUUGUUCUGACUGUCUGAUUGUGUAGACUCUUGCGCCAUAUUAGUAUUAGUUCUCAUUUCUGUGCUGAUUUUUUUAAUAUGAAUGCUUCAUCAUUUGACUGGCUCUGAUGUUGAAUCAUAACUUCCAAAGCUAAAGUAAAUGAAAUAAAAUGUAAUAGCUUGUUGUAUUGUUGUACUCUGAAGACGGGUAUCAGAAAGUGCUGGAGAUCAGGUCAUUGAAAUAAAACCAAUUAAAAACCAGUGCUGAGAUUAUAUGAUUGUGUUCAGACUGCAACACAGAUAGGGUUGAAGUCAUCAGUCAGUGAAUUGGCUGACAUGAUGUAAAAAAUGAGAUGUCAAAAUAAAAAGCUGAACAGCGGGUAUAAAAUAUUCUUAGCAUUCUUGUUUUAAAACUCAUGUUUAUCCACUUUAAUAAUAAUCCUUGCAUUUGAUGCUGCUCCUUAUCAUGUUGAUAAGGUGUUACACAGGUGUUAAAUAUGUAUCCGCUUUAAAACUGUCUGCCUUAUUUGUUUUAUUCAAAAUAAAAUAUUAAAAGCGA
Callorhinchus milii (elephant shark) is the source of this 2463-nucleotide messenger RNA. RefSeq names its product solute carrier family 10 member 6. Gene Ontology annotation, cellular component: membrane. The record is from RefSeq and is a predicted model, not a curated record. NCBI's taxonomy places the organism in Eukaryota, Metazoa, Chordata, Chondrichthyes, Chimaeriformes, Callorhinchidae. The transcript has 6 exons. Gene Ontology annotation, biological process: bile acid and bile salt transport. The coding region runs from base 42 to 1121 and encodes 359 amino acids. Gene Ontology annotation, molecular function: bile acid:sodium symporter activity.